Messenger RNA from Dendronephthya gigantea, 630 nucleotides. RefSeq names its product lipopolysaccharide-induced tumor necrosis factor-alpha factor homolog. Lineage: Eukaryota; Metazoa; Cnidaria; Anthozoa; Malacalcyonacea; Nephtheidae. Gene Ontology annotation, molecular function: zinc ion binding. The transcript is spliced from 3 exons. The record is from RefSeq and is a predicted model, not a curated record. The coding region runs from base 44 to 424 and encodes 126 amino acids.
AAUUGCUGGCAUUGUGAUUGUUGACCACAAUUUCAAGUGAAAUAUGGCCACUUUACAGGCAGAAACCACGGAAAAAAUGCAACCACCAUCGUACGAAGCAUCCCAGGAACAAGUUGCUUCGGGACAGAAUGUUGUUAGUACCACAGUUGUUACUCAACCGCCUGUGAUGGUACAAACAGUCAUGACACCCCUCAUGUUUGGACCAACGCCUAUAAAUAUGGUCUGUUCGCAUUGUGGGGCACAGAUAGUGACUGCAACAAGCUACGAGCCUGGAAUUUUGACCUGGCUGUUUUGCGGAGGAAUUGCAGUUGUUGGAUGCUGGCUUGGUUGUUGCCUCAUACCAUUCUGCAUCGAUGAUAUCAAAGAUUGCCGUCACACUUGUCCAAACUGCCAAAAUUUCCUUGGAGUUUACCGUCGCAUAUGAAAAUAACAAGUCUUGAUAAUAUUACGAACAUGUCAUUGGUAUCAGAUAGCAAGCGAAAACGACCAGUCAACGUAGCAUCACUAGCAUAUAGUACAUAGGAGACUAAAAUGUUUGGUGUGGGUAUAUUUAUCAGGUAGAAAUCGAACUUGUUGAAUAUCUAAUUGACAAGUUGAAAAGCAACUUUGUUAAUUGCCACCUUCACGAGU